Molecule: messenger RNA, 2754 nt
Organism: Oncorhynchus gorbuscha (pink salmon)
Lineage: Eukaryota; Metazoa; Chordata; Actinopteri; Salmoniformes; Salmonidae
Product: hepatocyte nuclear factor 6-like
Exons: 2
Coding region: 18-1460 (480 amino acids)
Biological process (GO): regulation of transcription by RNA polymerase II
Cellular component (GO): nucleus
Molecular function (GO): RNA polymerase II cis-regulatory region sequence-specific DNA binding; DNA-binding transcription factor activity, RNA polymerase II-specific
Source: RefSeq, a predicted model, not a curated record
GAUAUAUUCUUUCAGCGAUGGAAGUCACAAUGGAAAACCUUGGCAACCUUCACGGCGUCUCGCACUCACAGACAGGGGACCUGAUGAGCUCCUCACACGCUCGGCAGUCCUCCGCCCCUUCUCACCGGAACCUAGUUUCUCACGCGCACGGCCGGUCGGCGAUGGUGUCCAGCAUGACCUCGAUACUGGAUGGUACCGGGGACUACCGGACAGACCCCUCGUCGCUCUCCGGCCACCUUCACCCGGCCAUGAGCAUGUGCGAGUCCGGGAUGAGCCUGAGCAACACCUACACCACCCUGACACCUCUCCAGCACCUACCUCCCAUAUCCACCGUCUCCGACAAGUUCCACCACCCACACUCCCACCACCACGCAGCCGCCCAACAGCGACUCUCUGCGGGGAAUGUCAGCGGGAGCUUCACGUUAAUGAGGGAUGACCACCGGGGGCUGGCGUCUAUGGGCAACCUAUACUGCCACUACCCCAAAGAUAUGUCCAGCAUGGGCCAUGGGUCCCUCUCCCCGCUGUCCAACGGCCUUGGCUCUUUGCACAACUCCCAGCAGACGCUCUCAGCCUACGGUCCAAGUGCUCACCUCUCCAAUGAUGCCAAGAUGCUCUCUCCCGUGACAGGCUUCGAGUCCCACGCCACUAUGCUGUCUCGGAGCGAGGAGCACAUUGCCAGAAGUUUAGGUGGCCAUGGACACGGCAUGAUCUCCAACCUCAACGGGAUGCACCAUACGCACAGCCACCUCCACUCCCAGGCCAAUGGGGCAGCGAUGCUGGCCGAGCGGGAGAGGCACGGUGCUGGGGCCGGCCAGGGAGGAGGGUCAGGCGGGCAGGCGGAGGAGAUCAACACUAAGGAGGUGGCUCUGCGGAUAACAGCGGAGCUGAAGCGCUACUCCAUCCCCCAGGCGAUUUUCGCACAGAGGAUCCUAUGUCGGUCCCAAGGAACCCUCUCAGAUCUCCUGCGGAACCCCAAGCCGUGGAGUAAACUCAAGUCUGGCAGAGAGACGUUCCGGAGGAUGUGGAAGUGGCUCCAGGAGCCCGAGUUUCAGCGGAUGUCUGCCCUUCGGUUGGCUGCCUGUAAGCGGAAGGAGCAGGACCAGGGUCGUGAAAGGAACCUGGUCCCCAAGAAACAGCGGCUGGUAUUCACCGACCUGCAGCGCCGCACGCUAGCGGCUAUCUUUAGGGAGAACCGCCGGCCCUCCAAGGAGAUGCAGAUCACCAUCAGCCAGCAGCUGGGCCUGGAGCUCUCCACCGUCUCAAAUUUCUUCAUGAAUGCACGGCGACGCUGCCACGACCGUUGGGGGUCCACCGGAGGCGUUGAGGGGAACGAGCACGGGGGUGUGCAUGGGAACGUGCAUGGGCACGGUCACAUGCACACUCAUGGGAACAACAACAACGCCGGUUCAUCCACGGCGCAACCGGGUACCUCCUCUGCUACCACCUUCUCCAAGGAAUGAGAGAGAAGGGAAGGGGGUGGGAGAGGAUGGAGGGGUUUGGAUCUAAAGCAGUGGUCACUGACCCUGGUGUGCAGGCUUUUUGUCCAGCUCAGCUGAUUCAACUCCUGGUCUUGAUGAAUAGUUGAUGAAUUGAAUCAGGUGUCUAUGACCAUUGGUCUGAACGUGUUCUCUUUUUGUGAUGGAUCUCACCUUUUACUCCAUUUUGUUUUGUCCAUCAGAAACCAAAGAGAAACCAACAGGUCUGAGAGCGGAAUGGUGUAUUGGUGUCCCAAAUUAUCCUCAGACCCUUAAGUUUGAGCAAAUCUGUCUCUAAAUCAAGCAAAUCUGCCCCCCCCCCCCCAAAAAAAAAACCAACAACAAAAAAAAACAAGACCAGGAGUCUAAAAUAGCUCAAAAAUAAGAUAGUCCCACAGAAUAGCUGUGUCUCCCUUUUUUUGGGAUUGAUAAAUCCACAAGCUCAAGUCUUUGACUAAUGGGCCAAGCAAAUACACCAAAGACAACCCCAUGGCAAUAGACCUGACUGCACAGCAGCAGUGGCCAUGUGUGUAAAACAGGCAAGGAUAAACAGUCAGACAUGUCCUCUCUUCUUCUGCUCAGUCAGAAAAACACACAUUUCACUGUGUGUUUGUGUGUAUGCUAUGUACUUGCAUGUGUGCUUGUGUGUGUGUGUAAUGUGUUUGUACAAUCACACUCCAGGAGUGUGGUUUCUCUGCAGCAAUCUGGUCUGCCAUGCAAGUGCAACAGUGCCACCUGCUGGUCGUUUCAGCACACUGUUGCGAGUGAGGAGGUAUCUGACUCCAUGCACACAUCUCAAUAGUCUAACUGUCUCCUUUCCUUCAUCUGCACUGAUAUAAAAUACCUAGAAAUGUGAAAGCCAAACACCAGGAGAACAAUCAUUACACUGCUUUCACCUAUUUUGCACUUUCAGGUCAGUGCAGAUGAAGAAGAGGUAACAUGGGGAGACAGACACACACACACACACACGCACACGCGUAUGCACAUGUGCAUACACACACACAGCCUGAACUGCUUUGUUUUGGGAACAGAGGACAUGUCCAAAGACUAUCAUCCAUAGUCAUAUUUUGAUUUUGAUUUGAUUUGACUAAGAUUCCAUAUUUUGUAUGGCUGUUAACUAUGUAGCUACUGGAGGGUAUGUUCAGGUACCGAAGAGUUUACAAUCAAAUGGGAAAAAUCUGGACCUUAUUGAGUGUUCUAUCGAGGUAACAGGAGGGGACUGCCCUGCUCUAGUGGCCAAACACAAGGGUCAAACGUCACAAUAUAAUUUGAGUGCCAA